AAAUCAGGAGAAAACCACAGGCCUUUUUUGGCGGUACCUUGCUAGAAAGCCAUGGUACAUGAUUUUGGCUAGAAAGCCAUUAAUGGAAGCUAUGGAAGCUUGAAGCUUCUUUGAAGAAAUAAACUAUAAAAAUUCUAGAGUGUGAUUGGUCUCCCUUAACAUUGAGGGGGAGUCCUCCUUUUAUAGGAGUAGUUGGAGCAUCUACGGGGGAAUAUUCUUUUAUUCCUCUAUUUUAUUAAACAGACCCGUUUUGACUGUUCUUUGUAAAUAAUUGGAAAAUGUGGGCCGAGCAACGUAUUAUUUCCCAUCAAGAAGUCCUCCACUUUUUUAAGUUGUGAGAAUCAUCAACUUAAAAAGUAAACAAGUCCUCCGAGUGCUAUCUUCAGUCUUCUUACUUUCCAUUCUUGACCGGUUGAUAUUAUUGCUAGUCCUUUGAGUCUUCAUUAAUUCUCUAAUUCCUUGAAUCAGAAGUUUUUCCUGCAAAAAGUAAUAUGUACAACAUUUUUUUUGACCGGCGUAUGCCGUGCUCAAAAAAUUAUUAUCUUUACCGAGGAGCCUAGUGUUAGGUGAUUAAAAUUCGCGUGGAUAAUUAUCGUAACAAGAGCGAUGUCAGUUUGAUAAAGCAACGAUGCUUCGAGUAGUUAUACGACACUAGAGUUAGUACGAUGAAGCGGCGGUGCUUCAAGUAGUUAUUUCGUCGAGACCGAUAUUAGUACGGAUUAAGUAAAUGAUGCAUAGCGAAAUUAGUAUAUCGAAGUGAUCGAUGUUAUUCAAUACGAAUUAAGGACGCUGCAGCAGCUUUGUCGAAGAUCGAUGUUAGCCAGCUAACUGAUGCAAAUAUCUUCAUGUAAUGCAGAGACCAUUUCCAAAGUUCCGGAGUGCCUUGUUUAAAAGGCUCGAAGAAUCGGGCAUCCCCGAUAAAAGCUCAGCUGAGACACUGGUGUACCCAAUUCGAUUGGGUUCAGACUUACGAGAAAAUAUGUGCAAGACCGAUAUGUAUAUCAUUCUUGGUCUGUCUCGCGCACAAGAAUGAUAUUUACCAGCGUGCCAGGCCGGGCCUGUGUCACAUAUUUUAAUAUUUUUUUAUUAUUCUGAGCAAGACCAGUGUAGUAACCAGCGUGCCAGGUCGGGCCUGUGUCUCAGUCUUCCACUUUUUUUUAAUACUGAGUAAGACCGGUGUUGUAACCAGCGUACCAAGCUCGGCUUGUGUCUCUGUCUUCCCUCUGAAUUCGUCCAAAAGGUAUGAACAAAUACCCAAAUUAUUGCUCCAUAAUACUAACCCACUCCACCAAUUGUUGGUGGUGGCCCCCCUUAAAAAAUAAGUGAGGAACUUAUUUCCGUAGUAUUCAAUGUAUGCCCUCCCACCAACAUAAUUAAAUGGUGGGGCCCAUUGUGAAAAUAAGUGAAGGAGCUUGAUUGUCCUUGCUCCUUGGUAGUUUCCCUUUGCCAUCUUUCUCAUUUCCUUUGUAUCAUCCGUAUGUUGUAUUCAAAAUUCCCAUCUUGAAUCAUUUGACUUUGGUGGGCCCCAUCUUCUCCAUACAUGUGAAUAAGUGAAUGGAUGCACAGCACAUGUUUUUGGAAUUUCUCUUUGUUUUCCUCUUUUGUAAACUACUAUCGUGCCAAGCUUCUGCAUUUGAGGACUGGCCACCCUUCCAACCAAAUCUUAUCACAUAUCAAGACUUCUCUGGUAGCAACGGCGGGCGGAUUUUGACUGGAACACCUCUAAUGGUGGCAGCCGUUCUUCAAUCACGAAAUUAGGGGGUUAAAAAUGUCCAACCCUCACAUCUUUCGCUUAGCUUCUUGAGCGCCGGGGUAGAGUGAGACCUGACGAAGCCGGCGACCAGAACGGAGAACCCAUUGCUGUGGCGGGGAGUGGACGACGCACGGACCUGCCUCUCCCAAGACGUGCCGCCGUCGUAGAAGGCGAACAUGAAAAGGCUAUGAGUCGUGGAGCAAAUGGCGGCGUGGCGGCUGUAGCCAUCGAAGACCGGCGCGCAGGUGGUUGACAGCGAAGAUUAAGAUUAGCAGCAGGGCACUUCAACUUGGCGGUUUUGCUAAUAGCCGGCGGUGAUGCAACAGUAGUCGGCGGCGAUGAAACGGUAGUCGGCGGUGAUGCAACGGUAGCUUCGGCGGUUUGCAGUGGCGGAAGAUAUCUCCUUCCGCAAGCUCUUUUGGUACUAUUAUUGAUGGCUUUGGGAAGGUGGGCGGCACCUGCAACCCUGACGGCGCACUUUGUGGCGGUGGUGACGGACUCCUGCGGUAGUGACACUUGUCUUUGGUGGCGAACUUUAGGGACGACGGCGUGGUUGCGCCGUUCUUGUGGCUUCAACGGUAACAGUAAAUUUUAGCAAGCUAUGAGCAGCGUGGGUGGCAUGUGGAUUUCUGGCAGCAACCACGAUGGCAACCCCCAAUUUUGGAGUCGGCAGUUGGUUUCGCCUGCUGUGACUAGAACUUUAUGAAAAGGCCGUCAAUUUGGGCAGUGCCACAUCGGUGACUAGCUCCAACCACGUGAAUGGUAGAUCCAGCAAGGGCGACGAUGAUCAACUUCCUCUAUUUGCCACAUAACUUCGGAUUUUAACCGCGGUUGGCCUCACCGCAGUGAUGGAAUUGGGCGGCUCCAACGAUCUCUGGCUGUUGCGGGGGUGGAUUGCAGCGGCGGGUUAGGGCGGCGGCGGCCGCAAUGGAAUUGAGCAAAGAUUGGUGCUUUAUCAGCAGCAAGCAUCAAUGGUGAUGUCGUAGCAUCAAUGGUGUUGUCUUCUUCUUUAUUUACCCUUUUUUCGUAAAAUUGAAAGUCAGAACAUAUGUUCUAUUUCUCCCCCUUUUAGUUUCUUUUUGCCUUUUGAAGCAUACCCACUCUCUCUUUUUUUUUGCCCACUUUUGUGUGGUAAGAGAAAAAAAUGGCCGAACAAAAAACACAACUUUUUGUUCGAGUCCCACGGAUGGCGCCAAAAUGAUGGUGUAAAUUAUCGACCAGUAUAUCGUUUUUAGUCGGGCAAAAACGAUAAACUAGUCUAAAAAGUACACCAAAAUAUAAACACGAGGAUUUUGACGUGGAAACCCAAAUUGGGAGAAAACCACGGCCCUUUUUUGCGGUACCUUGCCAACGGGGGAUUUUUAUUAAUAUCGGGGGUUGUACAUGGUACAUGAUUUUGGCUAGAAAGCCAUUAAUGGAAGCUAUGGAAGCUUGAAGCUUCUUUGAAGAAAUAAACUACCACGUAUAAAAAUUCUAGAGAGAGAUGAAGUGGGCAGGGGAAAGUGUGAUUGG
This is a messenger RNA of Cuscuta campestris, 3265 nucleotides long. NCBI's taxonomy places the organism in Eukaryota, Viridiplantae, Streptophyta, Magnoliopsida, Solanales, Convolvulaceae. The record is from the annotation of a GenBank genome assembly.